CCGGCCUUGGCCCCCAGUCACUCUUUCAACUUUCGGUUGUAUUGUAUUUUGUUUCUUAUACCUUGACGUGAAAUCUCCAUCGAUUAUAAUUAACACCAACAGCAACAAGCAUGAAGGGACUUCAGGCAGGAAUCCCACUCGCGGCCCUGGCUGCUGUCGCCCGCGCCACUUCGGUCAUCGGGGGCUCGCAGGGCGAAGAUCGCGGCAGUGACGCCGCGCUGCCGGUCGACAACAAGUUCCGGAGUGAGGUGAACGACUACCACUCGGACGACCACUCUUUCGACCUUGAUGCGAAGAAGACCGUCAUCGAGCCGGGUCAUGGCCGUCGCCCUCACCACCACAAGGCCAGAGAGGAAGUGAUCCAGUCCAACGACGGACUGUCCGAGGGAUCGACUUACGUGAAGCCGCAAGUCCACGCGGAGUCGAACAACGAGAACUCGUACCAUGAAGAUGACCACUCCCUUGAGCUGGAGAAGGAUGUCGUCGAGGUGGUGCCGCCUCACGGUCAUCCCAAGCACCACCAUGCUCGUGGUGGGCACGAAGACGUCGACGUCAUCGGAGGACCCGGCGGUGAUGACACGGGCAAUUCAUUUGCUCUGCCCAUCACCAGCAAAUUCUCCUCCACGGUCAAUGAUGCCUAUGUCGAUGACCACUCGCGUGAUAUCGAUAUCGACACCACCAUUGUGAAACCCAAGUCGCACCCCCCGAGCCACUUCAAGGCUCGCGGAGAGCACGAACAUGUCGACGUUAUCGGCGGCGCUGAGGGUAUUGACACGGGCAACACCUUCGAUAUGCCGAUUACGAGCAAGUUCUCGUCUGUUGUCAACGACGCGUAUAUUGAUGACCACUCCCGGGACAUUGACAGAGAUACCACCAUCGUGAACCCCAAGCACCACGGACCUGGUCACUUCAAGGCACGUGGUUAUUAUGAGAAUGUCGAUGUGAUCGGUGGGCCUGAGGGAGUUGAUGUCGGCAACACCUUUGAUUUGCCCAUCACCAGCAAGUUCUCAUCCACCGUCAACGACUACUAUCAAGACGACCACUCCCGCGAUAUUGAUGUGGACAAGACUGUGGUUAAGCCUCACCACCACAAGGCCCGUGGUGGUGCGCCGGCGUGGGGUCGUGGUGGUGCUGGUGCUGCUGUCGGUGGCGGAGGACGGCUCGGUCGUGGCAAAAAAAAAAAGAGAGAGAGGGAGAGAGAGAGGGAGGAAGAGAAAGAAAGCAGGCUGGAGUGAAGGGGAGAGGGGGGGAAGUGCCUAGUUAAGUAGCAGUAGUAAUAUCUAAGUAGUAAGUCGCAAAGUAAAGAAGUAUGAAGUAGUCAAAUGGAUCCUCAACAGCGAUCAAAGGAUGUUGUGAGUAAACAUGUAAUGACUUGCAAACAUAUUAUGCUCAAGAAAUUGAAUAUCAAGUAGAAACUGGAGACGAAGAAGGCUUGCUAUGGUGGAGGUGGUGAACCUGGAAUGACGGCGGC
Molecule: messenger RNA, 1471 nt
Organism: Aspergillus aculeatinus CBS 121060
Lineage: Eukaryota; Fungi; Ascomycota; Eurotiomycetes; Eurotiales; Aspergillaceae
Gene: CweA
Product: putative GPI anchored protein
Exons: 1
Coding region: 111-1235 (374 amino acids)
Source: RefSeq, a predicted model, not a curated record